Molecule: messenger RNA, 1089 nt
Organism: Dichotomopilus funicola
Lineage: Eukaryota; Fungi; Ascomycota; Sordariomycetes; Sordariales; Chaetomiaceae
Product: Tautomerase/MIF superfamily
Exons: 3
Coding region: 1-1089 (362 amino acids)
Molecular function (GO): phenylpyruvate tautomerase activity
Source: RefSeq, a predicted model, not a curated record
AUGAGUCCCAGCCCACGGUCCGAGACUAGAAGCACGAAACGGGAAACCCGCCUUGAGCGCAUCUUCUUCGAGCACGAGAUCCAGAGUCCAGAAGCCCUUUCCGUUGCCCCCGUCGCGGAAGAAACCCACGCCAUGCGCACGGUCGACGAAACGCUACCGCUUGGUCGAGCUCGCAGUACAAGUAAGCCGAAGCCGAAGCCGAGGACGAGUGACCUGGCGCGGCAGCGGAGCAAACGCAACUUUUUCGAGGACGCUUUCUCGGUCCACCCAACAAGCCCAGCGCGAGAACGGGUCCAUGGCGAUGCCAUCGUCACGGCCGAGGUCAAGACCAAUGUGAUCAUCCGCGACGAAUUCGCCUUCAUCACCGAGCUCGCCUACCACCUCUCCUCACGCUACCAGCGCCCCGUCUCCUCCAUCGUCAUCACCCUCCACCACGGCGCUUGCAUGUUCUUCGCCGGCUCCUUCGAACCGGCCUACACCAUGUCCGUCGCCGCGCUGGCCACACAACUCCAGCCGACUACCAACAAGCGCAACGCAGCGCUCAUCCAGCGUCACAUGGCCGAGACGCUGGGCGUGCCGCCCGAGCGGGGCUUGGUGCGCUUUGUGCCGGUGCAGGAGGUGCAUUUGGCGUGUGGCGGGAAGACGGUGGCUGGGGAGGUGGAAGAGCUGGAACGAAAGGGCGGUUGGCCUGGGACUGUUGAUGAGGGAGAGUGCGGGAAUGCUGGCGGCUCGCCGCUGGGUGCGGAAUGCGAGGAUGGGUCGUCCCCGCUGAUGGGGCUCAAGCCGACAAGGACGGAACGGUCCCUCACUGCGCUUCGUCCGCCGACCGGAAAUAUCCCGACUCCUGAGCUAACGCCCCCGGGCAGUGGUGACGAAGGGGUAUCAGGGACGCCAGGAUCGUACUUUAAGGGAUCGCCUGAACUCGACCGGGCCGGUUUUCAUCAUGUGUCCCAGCCGCAGCAGCAACAACAUAAGUCGGCGCGGAGGAAGAAGAGUUUCGUGUCCACCAUUUUUAGGCGCUCUAGUACUAAAUCCCCGGAUCGAUUAUCGCUGCCGACAAUUGUGGAUGAGAGGUUGGGUGUGGUGUGA